Messenger RNA from Papaver somniferum (opium poppy), 876 nucleotides. RefSeq lists its product as uncharacterized. Bases 1 to 876 code for a protein of 291 amino acids. The transcript has a single exon. NCBI's taxonomy places the organism in Eukaryota, Viridiplantae, Streptophyta, Magnoliopsida, Ranunculales, Papaveraceae. The record is from RefSeq and is a predicted model, not a curated record.
AUGAGUUGUAUCCGUAAAUAUUCUCAAUACAUACGAGGUGUAGGGUUAUUCAUAGAGUUUGUGCAUAAAUAUGGCGGCGAUAGUUCAUUAUUUUCAUGCCCUUGUAGACAUUGCAAGAAUAGUAAAGGAUUAGAGCCGCUUAGUGAAAUUUCAUUUCAUUUACUAAGACAUGGUAUUGAUUUGACAUAUACGGUGUGGUGUUUUCAUGGGGAAAGAUCAGUAGAAGCUGAGCGGGUUGGAGGUAUAGCUUCCAGUGUAGGAGAAGAUGUAGCUGCGACUGUAGGAGAAGAUGUAGCUGACGAUGUAGGAGUAGAUGUAGCUGAAAAUAUAGGAGGAGAUGUAGUAUCUGAUCAUAUAGUCCAACCUGAUGUAGAAGGUGUAGAUGAUAAUGGUGGAUUACAUGAUACUGUUCAUUGUCCUGAUGAAACCAGACGCAGUAGGAAGCGUAAAUCUGCAUAUGAUCGUGCUAGGGAACCAUUGUACAAUUCAUGUCCAUCAAGAAAGACAAUAUUGAAUGUUUUUAUAAAAUUGAAUGACAUUAAGACCCAGUAUGGGUUUUCAGACAACGGUGUCACUGCACUUUUAGAAAUGAUGAAGGAGUUGCUUCCCGAAGGAAUCACACUCCCAGCUAAGUACCCUGAACUAAAAAAGAUGAUCCAAGAAUUAGGAAUGGAUUAUAUAACUUACGAUGCAUGCAUAAAUGACUGCACUUUGUAUUGGAAGGAUAGAAGUGAAAUGCUUAAGUGUCAUGUUUGUAAUGAACCUAGGUAUAAGAAAGUUUUCAAUGAGGAGAGAAAACUUACUAAAGUUUCUCCAAAGACUUUAAGACACUUUCCAUUAAUUCCUAGGCUGCAGCGGCUGUACAGCGUGUCAUAG